Messenger RNA from Melospiza georgiana, 1704 nucleotides. RefSeq names its product C-C chemokine receptor type 9-like. Gene Ontology annotation, molecular function: scavenger receptor activity; chemokine binding; chemokine receptor activity. The transcript is spliced from 2 exons. Gene Ontology annotation, biological process: G protein-coupled receptor signaling pathway; immune response; chemotaxis. Lineage: Eukaryota; Metazoa; Chordata; Aves; Passeriformes; Passerellidae. The record is from RefSeq and is a predicted model, not a curated record. Gene Ontology annotation, cellular component: membrane. Bases 1 to 1704 code for a protein of 567 amino acids.
AUGGCGGGCGGCAGCCAGGAAACGGCGGCGUCAGCUGACGGCUCCGCCGGGAAACGGCCGGCGCAGGACGGGCAUCCCUCCUCCUCCGCCUCCCUCCCCACCCGCACCGCGGCAGCGGCGCUCCACCCUCCGAGCCCGGCCUCCUCCUGCCCUGCCCUCCCCUCCCGGGACGCCCCCCCGGCUGCCCCGCCUGAGGCCCUGCGGCUGGGCGCGCUGCUUCCCGUGUUUCAGCGCUGCUAUGCAGUGUCAGGAGCUCACGGGAGACUUCGGGAUACAACCUGGGAUGCUGAAUACGUCCAAGGAUUUCUCCCACGCAGAAGUUUCCAAGAUGGAAAGGUCUUGCUGACCUUUGUCUCCCCUGGGCAGCCCAUCAUCCUGACAGGAAGCACUGGGCCUGGGUGCUCUCCUUCCCAUGUUAAAGCACUGUCAUCCUCUUUCGGGAGAAAUCGUGACACAACCGCCAAUGCUGAGUACAUCUCCAAAGAUUGCUCUCGCACAAUAGGUGCUGGGACAGAAAGCUGGUUCUGGCCUUUACCUCCAAUGGUCACACAUCCUGGCAGGAGUAGCUUGGAUUACUACAGGAAUGACAGCAUGGUGCUGUCCCUGUGUGAGAUCCCAGUGAACAGCACAGACUUCAUGUGUGACAAGAGGCAGGUCAGGCAGUUUGCUCAAGCCUUCCUGCCAGUGUUUUUCUGGCUCAUCUUCACUGUGGGCACAGUGGGGAACACUUUGGUCGUGCUUGUCUAUUGCAAAUACCACUUCAGGAGGAGCAUGAUGGAUCUGUACCUGUUGCACCUGGCCAUCGCCGACCUCCUGCUCCUUUUCACCUUCCCCUUCUGGGCCAAGGCUGCUUCAGAUGGAUGGAUCUUUAAGGACUUCAUGUGCAAAGUUGUCAACAGCAUGUAUAAGAUCAAUUUCUAUGGCUGCAGCUUGCUUCUAACCUGCAUCAGCUUUGACAGGUACAUCACGGUAGUGCAAGCGAUGAAAGCAAAAACUUGUAGGCGCAGGUGGCUUCUGCGCAGCAGGCUCAUGUGCCUGGCUGUCUGGCUGACGUCUGUGAGCCUGUGCAUCCCAGAACUCAUUUACAGCCAGAGCACACAGGUGGGUGACCUAACAGUUUGCAAAAUCAUGUACCCACCAAACGUCAGUGUGAUCUUCAGAGUUAUGGUCCUGGCCUUGAAAGUCAUCAUAGGAUUCUUCCUCCCGCUCCUUGUCAUGGUGAUUUGUUAUGCCCUUAUCAUCAACACCCUCCUACAGGCCAAAAGAUUUCAAAAGCAGAAGUCGCUGAAGAUCAUCACCAUGAUCCUCACCGCUUUCCUCCUCUCUCAGUUCCCAUACAAUAUUGUUUUGCUGGUCAAAGCCAUCGACACCUACACGGGGGUGGUGCACAGUUGUCAGGUUGCCAACCAGCUGGACAUCGGGCUGCAGGUCACCCAGAUGAUCGCCUUCCUCCACAGCUGCCUCAACCCCUUCCUCUAUGUCUUUGCUGGUGAGCGGUUCAGGAUGGCGCUGGGCAGGAUGAUGCAAAGCUGGGGCUGCUGCUGGAGCAGGGCCCAAGAGCACUCCUCUGCCUGUGACAGCCAGGAGCACAGCUCAAACUGGUCCUUUGCCAUGCUGGGGGGACGGCGGGUCAGGAACUCCCUGAUCCUCAACACUCACUGGACCUCCUCUGUUAUGUCUCCUCCUUGCAAAGUCAUCCUGUAA